AAUGCAUUUCUCUCCGAGACUAAUCAGCUCUCUAGCGUGCAGUCUUCAGCCUUGUGCGGAGGACAGUGCUCAUCCAUUUAGGCUCGUUGGCUGCGUGCCGCUUGUUGUCGGGCCGAGCGAUCGACCGGCGGUGAACUCCUCCAUCAGCAGGAGCGGGUAGUCCCCUUUCCUGGUCUGCUUUUUGGAACCAUGAGGAACUCCGCGCUGUCCUUCGCGCGUGCGGGCGUGCAGCUGGGCUCGCAGAGCCUGCUUGCCCAGGAGGGUGUCACGCUCUCUAAGCGUGCCGAGCAGGCCCUCCUGCGCGCCAGCCGUGCUUUCGCCUCGGACGCUAAGGCGCUGGAUGAGCUGCGCAAGCCCAAGUUCACCAGCAAGUAUCUGAUUAACCAUGUCUCCGAGAGGCUCAUUCCGGCCGUCAAGGAGUGGGAGAAGCAGUACCAGCCGCCGGUCAUUCACCUGGGUCGCGUGCUGUCCGUCGGUGACGGUAUUGCUCGCGUCUAUGGCCUGAAGAGCGUGCAGGCCGGUGAGCUGGUGUGCUUCGACAGCGGCGUGAAGGGCAUGGCCCUGAACUUGCAGGCCGACCACGUCGGUGUUGUCGUCUUCGGUAACGACUCUCUGAUUCACCAGGGCGACCUUGUGUACCGCACUGGCCAGAUUGUGAACGUGCCCAUCGGCCCCGGUACCCUCGGCCGUGUCGUGGACGCUCUGGGUCAGCCCAUCGAUGGCAAGGGCCCGCUCACCAACGUGAAGUCGUCGCUGGUGGAGGUUAAGGCCCCCGGUAUCAUUGCCCGCCAGUCGGUGCGCGAGCCCCUGUACACUGGUGUGAAGGCCGUCGAUGCCCUGGUGCCCAUUGGCCGUGGCCAGCGUGAGCUGAUCAUUGGCGAUCGCCAGACCGGCAAGACCGCCAUCGCCGUGGAUUGCAUUCUGCACCAGAACUACCUCAACGGCAUCCACAGCAAGAAGGAGCGCGUGUACUGCAUCUACGUCGCCAUUGGCCAGAAGCGCUCGACUGUCGCUCAGCUGGUGAAGCUGUUCGGCCAGACCGGCGCCCUGAAGUACACCAUCAUCGUGUCCGCCACCGCCUCGGACGCUGCUCCCCUGCAGUUCUUGGCGCCCUACUCUGGCUGCGCCAUGGCCGAGUACUUCCGCGACAACGGCAAGCACGCUGUCAUCAUCUACGAUGACCUGUCCAAGCAGUCGGUGGCCUACCGCCAGAUGUCGCUGCUGCUGCGCCGCCCUCCCGGCCGUGAGGCUUUCCCCGGUGAUGUGUUCUACCUGCACUCCCGUCUGCUGGAGCGCGCCGCCAAGAUGUCGGCGGCGAUGGGCGGCGGCUCGCUGACGGCCUUCCCCGUCAUUGAGACCCAGGCCGGUGAUGUGUCCGCCUACAUUGCCACCAACGUGAUUUCCAUCACUGACGGCCAGAUUUUCCUGGAGACUGAGCUGUUCUACAAGGGUAUCCGCCCCGCCCUGAACGUCGGUCUGUCCGUGUCCCGUGUCGGCUCCGCUGCGCAGUUCCCCGGCAUGAAGCAGGUCGCCGGUACCCUGAAGCUGGAGCUGGCCCAGUACCGUGAGGUGGCCGCCUUCGCCCAGUUCGGUUCCGACCUGGAUGCCGCCACCCAGUACGUGCUGGAGCGCGGUGCCCGCCUGACCGAGGUGCUGAAGCAGCGCCAGUUCAACCCCAUGCCCAUUGAGCAGCAGACCGUGGUCGUCUACGCCGCCACCAAGGGCUACCUGGACAGGGUGCCGGUGAACAAGAUUACCGGCAGCGAGGAUGUCAUCCUGAAGCACGUGGACCCCAAGGUCUUCAAGAUCCUCAAGGGCAACGGCAAGAUCACCCCGGAGCUGAACGCUCACCUGGCCCAGCAGAUGAGCACCCUGCCGCUCGACAAGUAAACGGUUCCCUACAUGGGGGCUUGUGGUUACGCGGCUACAUAGCCGCGUCGGCGGACGGCGAUGUGAGGAGCAGCCUAUGGAGCUGGGGCGUGCAGCCGAUGCAGCAAGCGGUUACUGGAGCAGUCCUAGCCGUUUAGUUGUUCCGGCUGGCGCUAUGGCAUGACGUGGUUUGCCGGGAAUUUCGGACGCGCCGGCGGUGAUCCCUUUGCUUCUUAAUUGCCGCAAGGGUGACCCGACGGGGGCGGUGGUGGAGGCAUGAGGGUGCCUUCUAAGUGUGGUUAGGCGCGAGCGUGUUGCUUAGCCAAGGCUGGCUGCGCGCAGCAUGUCUGCACGGCGUGUUGGUGGAGCUUGAGCGUAUACGAUGUUUAUAUCGCAUUCCUGAAGGGUUUGCGGAACUGCGCGCACGCCACCCUGCUUGACUGCCUUCUGCGCCAAAAGAGGCUGGACUUGGCUUGACAACUUGGCCCCUACAGUGUUUUGGAUAUUGCGGUUUGAACGUGGCAAGAGGG
Molecule: messenger RNA, 2399 nt
Organism: Astrephomene gubernaculifera
Lineage: Eukaryota; Viridiplantae; Chlorophyta; Chlorophyceae; Chlamydomonadales; Astrephomenaceae
Source: the annotation of a GenBank genome assembly